GGCAGGCGCUGGGGAACAGCAGGCGCCUAGCCGAGGGGCAGGUAGGGCUGGGGCGCAGGGGCUGCGCAGGGGCUGCGCAGGGGUGACCGGUGGCCCAGAGCCUGGCUGGACUGCCCUGGGAUCCCCGGUCUUCCCCAGCCAGCGCUGACCACCCUCCCCCCGCCCCCGGUGCCGUCCAGCAAGGGGAGGGGGCCCAGGGAGGGCCCAAGGAGGGCGCAGCUGCCCCCCAUCGCCGACUUCCAGGCUGGUGCCCACUGGGCUUCUGCGCCCCUGCUGGCCCAGCCCUCUCCGUGCGCGUGCGGCGGCUCGGCCCUUGAGGGCAGGCGGCGUGGCCGAGCUCUCCCCCCGCAGAUGGAGGCCGUCGUCCUCAUCCCCUGCGUGCUGGGCCUCCUGCUGCUGCCUCUGCUGGCCGGAGCGCUGUGUGUCCGCUGCCGGGAGCUGCCCGCCGUCCCUAACUCUACCCUGCGCGUCUGGGACCCGAGGGCCCUGCACUCCCGCCCUCUCCCCUGUCACCUCUCGUCCUGCCUCACCGGCUUCUCUUCCCCAGGCUCUUAUGACACGGCGGCCUCUGAUAGCCUGACCCCAAGCAGCAUCGUGCUCAAACGGCCUCCCACAGUCGUGCCCUGGCCAUCAGCCACCUCCUACGCUCCUGUCACCUCCUACCCAUCCCUGAGCCAGCCGGACCUGCUCCCUAUCCCGAGGUCCCCCCAGCCCCACCACAUGCCGUCUUCCCGGCAGGACUCAGAGGGUGCCAACAGUGUGGCAAGCUAUGAGAACGAGGGUACGUCGCGGGCCCCGGGGGCCCUGCUUGCGGGGAGGCUGGGGCCUGGCCCGGGCCCUGUUGAUCACCGUGUCGCUACCCCAGAGCCCGUCUGUGAGGACGAGGAGGAGGAAGAGGAGGACUAUCACAACGAGGGCUACCUGGAGGUGCUUCCCGAUAGCACGCCAGCCCCCAGCAGCGCUGUCCCACCGGCUUCUGUGCCCAGCAACCCUGGCCUCCGAGACAGCGCCUUCUCCAUGGAGUCGGGGGAGGAUUAUGUGAACGUCCUAGAGAGCGAGGAGAGUGCAGACGUGUCUCUGGAUGGGAGCCGGGAGUAUGUGAACGUGUCCCAGGAGCUGCCGCCCAUGGCUAAGACCGAGCCUGCCAUCCUGAGCUCCCAGAAGGUGGAGGAUGAAGACGACGAAGAGGAAGAGGGAGCUCCAGAUUAUGAGAAUCUGUAGAGGCUUAACUGAGGGUCCGCGCGAAGCCAUGCCUGUCCUGGAACCAACCUCGCCUGGGAGCCCCGAGUUGGGCAGCCGGCAGGACUCUGGGGGGGUCCCAGUGGCCCCCGCCCUGACUCCAGCCUGACAUCCGUCUGAGACUCUCCCCCCUAACUUAUUGUCACUUUGGGGUCCAGCCUGUGUGCCCCCAACACUGCACCUUCUGACGCAGCUGAGAAUGAACUACCCCGGCCCCAGCCCUAUUCUGCAGUAGAAUAAAGGCUGACGUGGUCUGUAA
Messenger RNA from Zalophus californianus (California sea lion), 1498 nucleotides. RefSeq names its product linker for activation of T cells (gene LAT). The transcript is spliced from 11 exons. The coding region runs from base 352 to 1221 and encodes 289 amino acids. NCBI's taxonomy places the organism in Eukaryota, Metazoa, Chordata, Mammalia, Carnivora, Otariidae. The record is from RefSeq and is a predicted model, not a curated record. Gene Ontology annotation, cellular component: membrane. Gene Ontology annotation, biological process: signal transduction.